GGGCAGCGCCUGGGCCCGGUCCAGCGAUGUCGGAGGGAGCGCACGGCGUCCUGGGCCGGGCGCAGAGGGGACCUGCCGCCCAUGAGGGGCGAGCUCAGGGGUCUCGCUGGAGCCACUGGCCGUGGGGGAGGAAAGGAAGCUGCUCGGGCGUGCCAUUUAAAGUUUUGGCAACUGAAACCAUAAAUCGGAAGGCGUUAGAUGCAGAUAUAUACAAUGCAAUUCCAACUGAGAAGGUGGAUGGAACCUGCUGUUAUGUAACAACCUAUAAAGGGCAGCCGUAUCUUUGGGCCAGGUUGGAUAGAAAACCCAACAAACUGUCUGAGAAAAGGUUUAAAAGAUUCCUGUAUUCAAUGGAAGACUCAAAAGAAUUUAUUUGGAAUAUUGAAGAAGACUUCAGACCUGUCCCAGAAUGCUGGAUUCCAGCAAAGGAAAUCCAGCAAUUGAGUGGAAACCCUUUGCCCGAUGAAAACGGACACAUUCCAGGUUGGGUGCCAGUGGAGAAAAAUAGCAAACAAUAUCGCUGGCACUCAUCUGUUGUUAAUUAUGAGGCAGAAAUAGCCCUUAUAUUGAAGUGCCAUGCAGAUGAUCCUGGACGUUUGGAAAUCAGUUCCGUGCCAUUAUCAGAUCUUUUGGAACAAACCCUGGAGCUUAUUGGAACUAAUAUUAAUGCAAAUCCAUAUGGAUUAGGAAGUAAGAAGCACCCUGUCCAUCUUCUUGUACCGCAUGGAGCAUUUGAAAUAAAGAAUCCACCUAUGCUGAAGCACAGUGAUAUAUUAUCUUGGUUUGAAAGCUGCAGAGAGGGUAAAAUUGAAGGAAUUGUAUGGCACUGUAAUGAUGGACAUUUAAUCAAGGUGGAGGACACAAAGGAGCCCCACUGAAGUCAACAGGCACACAUGAAGUCUGUCCAUGAACAACAAAUUGCAUGAUUGGGGAUCUAAAUUUUUGUGUUAUUAAAAGAACCGACACAACAUUUAUAUAUUUGGUAUGUAAAUACAUUGUGCUAUGAAAAUUCUGCAUUUAUACAUCCAUAUUAGCACAGUUCCACUAUGCUAAUUCCUUUGGAAUGCAACACCUGGCCAAGCAAAUAUGAAGAACUGCAUUUCAGUGGAUUAUCUACUCCCCUUCCUACUUUAUUAAUAUUUUAUUAAUACAGGAAAAAAGAGGGAAGGGGAAAAGACUCUAUCCACAGUAAACUCCAAUGUACAAUCACUUCAGUAAAUUAAGAGAAUUUCACUGCUACUUUCCUCUUCUCCAGUAAAGGAGGAGGCAGACCUUGUUGCUGCUGAAGUCAAGAAGUGAAGAAACAGUGGCAUAAUGUAGGAGGUCAAAGGAAAGUGGGGAAUCCUGUUAUGGCUCUCUGCAGCACUAUGCUGACUCCUCUUUACUUCUUGGGAAGCCCAGGGAGCAACAAUUGUGGAGGCAGCACACUUCACUCCCUGUACAGUGUAAGAGCCACAAGUGUGGCUCUUACAGUGUUUGCAUCUUGUAAGUGUCUCACUUGUGGUUUCAUGAGAUGUUGGCAAUGGAGGAGUAAUGUUUCUGCUGCAGUAUUUGUUUUCUGGUCUUCUGAGGAAUGAAGAAGGGUUUACUUCACACCAUUACUCUUGCAGUGUACUUGUAUUAAUGUACUGGUGAGAACGGAAUUGAAGACUGCAUCAAUCACUAAGAUAGGCUUGAGGUAAACUGAAGGUCCACUUAUGUAAACCUCUUGUAUAUUAAAAAAACAAAAUAUUUCUCUAGCAACGGGUCCCACUUUCUAACAACCUAAUCCCAUUUGGUUAGCUCUAUCAAAAGAUUUUCAAAUACAUUACUAAAUAUAAUUUGCAUACACUUAUGGCUACAUUCUCAUAUUGGUGAAGAGAUAGUUUUGCAGGUAACUGUUAAUCCAGGUGGCAGACCACAGACCUGAUCCUGCAAAGAUUUAAGUAUGUGAGAAACUUUACUAACAGUAAUAGCCAAUUGACUAAUAUCUUGGUUCUUUGAUUAAAGUACCAAGAUAAUAAAAAAAGGAGAGGUAACCAAGUGUAAAAACUAACAUUUCCCAUCUUCUUUUCCUUGAUGAUAAACAUUUCAGUUGUAAUUAAACCUUACUAGUAAUCUUAUUUCAAUCAUUUAAUUAUUCUGAAAAACACUGUAGCAUUACUCACCCCUCUAACACUGCCUAGCUUGCGCUCGGCUUCUGCUUUCUCUUUUUUGAGAAGCUCACACAUUUCUUUCAAGUCACCUACUUGGUCCUAAAGAAUACAAAUAAUAACCAUUUUAUUUAAGCUUUACUCAAUUAACAGGUGAAUUUAAACUUUUUUAAAUUUCAAAAUUUCCAUCUUCAGUUAGUUUACUUUGAAAAACAUGAAACAAAACCAACAAAUAAAUUCCCCCUUGCCAUAUAAUUCAUCACUUGCUACUAACCACCCAGGUUACAAAACCCAUGCCCUCUAAAUUUGCCCCCAUAUUUUAUUCUUUAAUCAAAACAUUAAAUAAUGUUGGUAUGCUGCUGGUCUUCCAUAUUAAGUGCAUUAUAAAGAUCUUAAAAAAAAAACCAAACAAAAAAAUUAUUAGAGAGAGUAUGUGAGAGUUCUGUAUGUUUUCUCAUAAUCUAGAUUCUUAGGGUACAGCACAAUCUAGCUUCAACUAAUAUUUUAUAAUUUAGGAAUAAUUAAAAAAAUAAUAAUAUAUACACCUUUGUUGAUGUUUUCCCAAAUUUCCCAGGAAAACUCUACCCUAGUAGAAGACAUGUCAAUCUGAAAUUGGAUUGGUUUUUUGGGCGACGGAGUGGGGCAUAAAUUGGAAAAGGGCCAGUUUGAAAAUAGGGACUGUAAUGGGAAGCUGGCUUCAACUACACUAUGGAACAGCUACUACACCACUCCAUAACUUAUAACAUAAAGGGACAAAUUUAAAAGGGACCUCUUACCCAGGCAUAUUUAAUUAUUAAUUUUUAAAAUUUUCAAACAUUUAUGUAUGAUAAACUGCAGGUACAUAUUUAGGUCCCUACAAUGGGCAGGACUCUGCACAUACACAACUUCAUUGACUUUCAAGUGCCUCUCUGAGGGUGCAGGGUUCUACCCUUAUGGUACUUAUUACAGGACAGGGGCUUUAGAGUCCUCAGCUGUAAGUAGAUAUGUUUACUUGAAAGACUAGGCCUUACAAGUGGCUUCUGAAAUCUGCCCCCAGUGUAUUUGGUUUUCUAUAUAUUUACAUCAAAUGUAUAUAGUAUGUAUGGAAUACGUAUUAGUACAACAGAGUUCACAGAAGUUCGGGGUUUUUUAAAUGUACAUUUACAUUCUCAAUGAGCCUUUAAAAUGUCUUGUAUGCUAAAAAAAUACCUUUAAUCUUGGCAGAUCUUUAUUAGCCUGCUCUAUCUGGAAUCUUAGUUCAACAUUUUCAGAUGAUAAUCUCAAAUUUUCUUUCUGAAGCUCCUGUUGUCUUUGACAUUGAUCAUCUGAUCCUAUUCCUGAUGUCUUAAGAAAGGGAAGGAGCAGAAUGAAAUAUUAUUAAAUGUUGAGGUAUUAAUCCUUACAUUAUUUACACUGGAUAAAGAUCAAUAAUCUGGGCAAUAACAUUACAUUCCAUAUUGAAACAAAGUGUUUAUGCAGCAAGAUACCUUCUUAUAGAGUUCUCCCAUCAGUAUUUUUUUACCACAUUAAAGUUAAAAAAGCAGAUAGAAAAAGCUAAUGUGGACCUUUGAUUCAACUUCUUCCUUAAAUUCCUUUAUGAAUAUUUUAAAAAAUUGCUUUAAUUAAGUGAAGUGAAGGUAUAAAACAGUAUAAACUUCUGUUUGGCAAAAAUAAACGCUGAUUUUUGAAAUCUCAAAAUUCCAGUGUUCUAAACGAGGCUACUGUACUUGUGAAUAGCAUCUAUUUUAGAGCCACCUUCUGAUACAUUUAGUCACAUUGAUAGCACUUCACACUAUAAUCAGUCCCCCCCUGAAGUCAGAUCAUUCAGACUCAAGUGUAUCUCAACAGGAAAAGGGUAUCUGAAUCUGGUCCCUAGCAAUACCUAGCUCUUGUACAUCACUUUUCAUCUAUAGAUCUUAAUAAAGGAGGCAAGCAUUAUUAUCCGUAUUUUCACAAAGGGGAAACAGACACAGAGGUGAAGUGAUUUGCCUAAGGUCACCCAGAGCAUCAGUGGCAGAGCCAAGAAUAGAAGCCAGGUCCUUUGAGUACCAGUCCACUGCUGUGACUACUCGACCGUUCUGUAACUAUCCAUCUAGGUAUUCUGUAUCAAAUUAAUUACCACAGAAUCUGAGCACUGAGUAAGAUGAACAAAUGCAAUAAUUAAUAAAAGAAACAUGUAAUUAUUCCUAGUAUACUUUUACAGAGACUCAACUUUGAAACAGCUAUAAAUUGUCACUAGCCAAGAGGCUCUGUUAGCAUAAUUUAUGCAAAGUUAGUCUCAGAAGAAAAAGAAAAAUCCCAAGAACCUUUUCUCUUUUUCAACAGGACCAAACUGCUUGGAUU
Molecule: messenger RNA, 4454 nt
Organism: Dermochelys coriacea (leatherback sea turtle)
Lineage: Eukaryota; Metazoa; Chordata; Testudines; Dermochelyidae
Gene: RLIG1
Product: chromosome 1 C12orf29 homolog
Exons: 7
Coding region: 27-878 (283 amino acids)
Biological process (GO): response to reactive oxygen species
Molecular function (GO): RNA ligase (ATP) activity
Source: RefSeq, a predicted model, not a curated record